ACCCAAACAAACCCGAAGCUCAGCGGCCUCUCUUCUGCUGACCUUCUCAUUUAUAUUCCUGUUUUUAGGACACAAGCUUCAUGGCCGGCGCGGAGAGGACACGUAGAUGAAUAAGGCGUGUAGAUGGAAGCAGUAGAAAGGAGAAACAAAGGAGGAGGACGAAAAAGAAAGCAGAAAGGGAAACAGAAGAAGAGGAGCCAAGCGACAAUAUUUAGAAAUGCCAGCCCGAAGACCUGGUUGAGGAGUAAUCCUGAGCCACCUGUAGCAUCAAGAUCAAGGCAUUUCUGGAGGUGGGAUUCGUGCUCCCUCUAUUAUAUUUACGAUGAUAUGUGAGUGGCCGCUGCUGGUGUUCCUUGUGGUGAGGGUGGCCUGUGUGCCCCUCGUACAAACCUGGUUUGUGCCAGAUGAGUACUGGCAGGCCACUGAGGUUGCACAUGCCUUGGCCUUCAGGUACGGGUACAAGACGUGGGAGUGGAGGGAGGGCAUCCGAAGUGUUCUCUAUCCUGCUUCAUUUGCUGCACUUUUCAAGAUGCUGUCUUUCAUUGGUGCUGACACUCCAGUGCUUCUGAUCCACAUUCCAAGGUUACUUCAUGCCAUAGCAUUUGCUGUAGGAGAUUACCAUUCCUGGAAGCUUUGCAAGGUUCUGUAUGGUAGUUCGUCAGCUGGAUGGACAGCGGUGUGCCUCUCCACUGCCUGGUUCUUGGGAUACUGUGCUCCUCGUACUCUCACCUCCUGUGUGGAGAUGGUGCUUCUUGCAGUGGCCUUCAGCUGGUACCCGUGGCAGAAAGAGAAAGAGAGUGAUAGUGCUGGGUACCUGUGGCCUGUAGGAUUGGCAUGUGUUGUUAGACCCACCGCUGCUGUGCCUUUCCUCCCCCUGGCAGUGCGGCAUCUGUGGCACUCCUCCUGUAGGGGCCAGCUGCUGCUUCACUACAUGGCAAUCACAGGAGCAUUUGUGGCUCUGACAGUGUGUGUAGACAGCUGGUACUAUGGUGAGCUGGCUGUAGUGCCAUGGAGAUUUGUUCACUUUAAUGUAGUGACAGGCCUUUCCUCACACUAUGGCACCCUUCCUUGGCACUGGUACUUAAGUCAGGGUCUGCCAGUGACACUCACCACACACCUGCUGCCUUUGAUCCUGGCAGUGGUGUACCAGACAGCCAGACACAGGGAUCUGCUGCCUGUCAUCCUCUGGUCACUCCUCGUGUACAGCUGCCUCGGUCACAAGGAGUUCCGGUUCCUGCUGCCAGUACUGCCACUGUGUCUCUGUAUAGCAGGGGACCAUAUUGCCUUUCACCUUGCUGCGUGUGCCAAGAGAUCUGACCGUCCAAUGGGAUUCAGGAGACAAGUGAUCUUCUUGGCACUCCUCAUCCCAAACCUGGUCGCCUUGGUGUAUUUGGGUGUGAUCCACCAGCGAGGGCCUCUGGACACCAUGCAGACUCUACGGAAGGAGAUGGAGGGCAAUCUACAGGCCAAUGUCCUGUUCCUGAUGCCUUGCCACUCCACGCCUUACUACAGAUGAUGUCCCUCCCGAGGCUAAGGAACAGUAGGAAUUUCAGCCUUUACUCAUCUUCCGCUGAGUGGGCAGAUGAGGAUAAGACGUCGUCAUCUGGACUGUCAGAAGGAGAUGUGGAAGCUGUAGCAGGGUCGGCAGGUGUGAGAGAGACGGCAUGUCUGACUGGCUUGAAGAACGAGUAGAUGGAGGACUGUUUGGUUUUUCUUGUUUUUCAUCAUAGAUUUCUUGAUAAAUCUUGACACUUUUCUCUACGUCAUGAGCCAUUUUGCUACUCCUGGCAGGAUUUGGAUCACAUUCCUUCAGGGUUUCCAGAGCUUUUUUGAUAUCACCAAGACAUUUUUUAAGAGUUGAUUUCCACGCCACGAACAGGUUCUUCUUCCUUGUCUCCC
Molecule: messenger RNA, 1899 nt
Organism: Portunus trituberculatus (swimming crab)
Lineage: Eukaryota; Metazoa; Arthropoda; Malacostraca; Decapoda; Portunidae
Gene: PIG-B
Product: GPI mannosyltransferase 3-like
Exons: 10
Coding region: 323-1516 (397 amino acids)
Biological process (GO): GPI anchor biosynthetic process
Cellular component (GO): endoplasmic reticulum membrane
Molecular function (GO): alpha-1,2-mannosyltransferase activity
Source: RefSeq, a predicted model, not a curated record